AUGCUGCAGCGAGGAGGGCUUGUGAUGCGAAGGGGUGGUUGUGCACCGACGACGUUGCGUUGUGCCGCUACUCGAUUCGGCCGCGCGACAUCGAUCGGAUUUGACGGCCGUGCCGCCCUGCCGACGGUGCUGGUGGGACGCGAGUACCACGCAGAGAGGGACUUCAACGUAGUGGACGGAUCGGUGGAGAUGAGCCAGGACGAAUGGCGCGAGAAUGGUCGCGUCAUGCUGGACCUCGUCAACAAGCUGAAGCACGAAGUUGCCACCGUCAAGGCUGGCGGCGGUGAGAGUGCACGCAACCGUCACGUGGCCAAGGGCAAGCUGCUGCCUCGCGACCGCAUCCUCCGCCUUCUCGAUCCCUCGUCGCCCUUCCUCGAGUUGUCUCAACUGGCGGGCCACGGCCUCUACGAGGACCACGUCCCUGCCGGCGGCAUCAUCACCGGCAUCGGCCGUGUCCAGGGACAGGAGUGUAUGAUCGUGGCCAACGAUGCGACGGUGAAGGGCGGCACGUACUACCCAAUCACUGUCAAGAAGCACCUGCGGGCACAGGAGGUGGCCCAGCAGAACCGGCUCCCGUGCAUCUACCUCGUCGACUCGGGCGGCGCCAACCUGCCCCGCCAGGACGAGGUCUUCCCCGACAAGGAGCACUUCGGUCGCAUCUUCUACAACCAGGCCAACAUGUCGGCCCAGGGCAUCCCCCAGGGCAACGGCACCAUCUUCCUCGGCGGGCCGCCGCUGGUCAAGGCCGCCACGGGCGAGGUCGUCACCGCGGAGGAGCUGGGCGGCGCCGACCUGCACUGCCAGACUUCGGGUGUGACCGACCACUACGCGCACGACGAGGAGCACGCCCUGGCCCUGGCCCGGCGCAUCGUGGCCAACCUCAACCCGUCGCACACCAAGCAGCGCAAGGCGUCCUGGGAGCCCGAGCCGGUCAUCGAGCCGCGCUACCCGCAGACCGACCUGUACAACCUCAUCCCGUCCGACGCGCGCAAGCCGUUCGACAUGCGCAAGAUCCUGGCGCGCGUGCUCGACGACUCGCGAUUCGACGAGUUCAAGGCCCUCUACGGGCCGACGCUCGUCACCGGCUUCGGCCGCAUCCACGGCCACCCGGUGGGCGUCGUCGCCAACAACGGCAUUCUCUUCUCCGAGUCCGCUCGCAAGCGAGGAGUGCCGCUGCUGUUCCUGCAGAACAUCACGGGCUUCAUGGUGGGUCGGUCCUACGAGGCCGGCGGUAUCGCCAAGGACGGCGCCAAGAUGGUGCCCAAGAUCACCGUUGUCGUCGGCGGCUCCUUCGGUGCCGGCAACUACGCCAUGUGUGGGAGGGCGUACAACCCGCGGUUCAUGUUCAUGUGGCCCAACUCGCGAAUCUCGGUCAUGGGCGGCGAGCAGGCGGCGUCGGUGCUCACCCAGAUCAAGCGCGAGGCCAUGGUCAAGUCCAAGUCCUCGCAUCAGUGGUCGGCCGAGGAGGAGGAGGCCUUCCGCCAGACCAUGCUCGCCAAGUACGACAAGGAGGGCCACCCGUACUACGCAUCGGCGCGGCUGUGGGACGACGGCAUCAUCGACCCGGCCGAGACCCGCAACGUGCUGGGCCUCACCCUCGCCGCCUGCCGCAACGCUCCCAUCCCGCAGACCCAGUUCGGCGUCUUCCGCAUGUAA
Acanthamoeba castellanii str. Neff is the source of this 1656-nucleotide messenger RNA. Its product is annotated as MethylcrotonoylCoA carboxylase beta chain, mitochondrial, putative. NCBI's taxonomy places the organism in Eukaryota, Discosea, Longamoebia, Acanthamoebidae. Gene Ontology annotation, molecular function: methylcrotonoyl-CoA carboxylase activity. The coding region runs from base 1 to 1656 and encodes 551 amino acids. Gene Ontology annotation, biological process: L-leucine catabolic process. Gene Ontology annotation, cellular component: mitochondrion; methylcrotonoyl-CoA carboxylase complex. The transcript has 9 exons. The record is from RefSeq and is a predicted model, not a curated record.